This is a messenger RNA of Pelagomonas calceolata, 1245 nucleotides long. The record is from the annotation of a GenBank genome assembly. Lineage: Eukaryota; Pelagophyceae; Pelagomonadales; Pelagomonadaceae.
AUGCACGAGCAGCUCGCGGGGGCGGACGCGGACGUGCGCAAAAAGUGUACGGCGCGCCUCGACGCGUUGCGGCGCAAGCUCGACGCGGGCGUGGCCGGCGACGAGCCGCGACGGUUCUUCGACGUCGAGAAGGCGCACGCGGCCCUCGAGGCGCUCGGCGAGGAUUUCGAGAUCGUCGAUAAGAACACGUUCCUCAAGGCGACGCGCCGGCUGAAGAAGCUGGAGGCCGCCCUCCAUUCCUACGAGACCACGGCCAAGGCGCGAAACACCGUCGACGGCGGCUGGCGGACGCCGGAACAGCUCGAGCACUUCCGCGCCGAUGUCCCGUACUGGAAGCAGCAGAUUCACGACGCCGCGCCGAGUUUCUCCGAGGCGGCGCAGAACCAGCACCAGGACCAGCAACUCGCGGCGCUCAAGGUCAAGGUCGCGCGCGAGCACCAGAUGCACCGCCUCGCCGCGGCGCACCUCAAGUUCUGGCACUUCUGGUUCCUGUUUCUGCCCGCGGCGCUGCUCACGAUGGUGAGCGGCAUAUUGGCGUUCCUCGCCACGUCCGAGCUGAUCGGCUCGAACACGGCAACGGUCCUCACGGUGCUCGUCGGCCUCCUCUCGCUCGUGGCGACGUUCAUUCAGACCAUCAACGACCGGCUCAAUUUCGGAGGCCGCGGCGACAUGCAUGCCUCUGCCGUGCUCGACCUGAAGCAGGUGCUCGACCAGCUCGAAUUCAAGCAAAUCAACGACAUCACGGACCGAGGCAAGAAGCCCGCGACCGAGGCGACGGGCGACCCGGCCACUCCACCAGGAUCUGAGUUCAUGGACGACCUCGAGCGGGGCGCGCUCUCGUCGAAGACGGUGGACACGUACAACGAGAUCUACGUGCAGAUCCAGUCGUCUUGUAAGUCCGCGGUGCCGCUGCGCAUCCAGCAAGCGUUCGCCAUGGCCGACUCGAUGCUGCUCCAUACUCUUGCGGCGAAGGCCGACGACAAAAGUCUCACGCACGAGCUCAACGACUGGGCGGGCCCGACGUGCACGAUAAGCAAAAACCUCUUCUCGGACGAGUUCGUCAACGCGCGCUUCAAGUUCCAGUUCAACAGCGUGCGGGGGAUGCUCUACGACCACAUCUACGGCAACAUCUCCUCGAGCCGUGGUUUCCCGAUCGUGCUGCCGAAGCCGCACCGCAUCGUCAACCGCGCGCUCGCGGAGCUCAAUCCGUGUGCUCCCGGGUAAUUCAUAUUCAUUUUAGAUUAG